This is a messenger RNA of Haliotis rufescens (red abalone), 2122 nucleotides long. Its product is annotated as GDP-fucose transporter 1-like. Bases 39 to 1106 code for a protein of 355 amino acids. Gene Ontology annotation, molecular function: antiporter activity. The record is from RefSeq and is a predicted model, not a curated record. NCBI's taxonomy places the organism in Eukaryota, Metazoa, Mollusca, Gastropoda, Lepetellida, Haliotidae. Gene Ontology annotation, biological process: protein O-linked glycosylation via fucose; GDP-fucose import into Golgi lumen. Gene Ontology annotation, cellular component: Golgi apparatus. The transcript is spliced from 6 exons.
UGUUAGGCGUGGAUAUAUACACCACUGUUGACUGCUCAAUGCGUUCUUUUCGGUAUAAUCCAAGCGGGAGGAAAGUGAUGAUGGAAUCGUUUGUUUCAAAAUCGCUGAAGAUUGCAGCUGUGGUUGCUGCAUACUGGUCCAUCUCCAUAUCAAUGGUAUUUGUGAAUAAAUAUUUACUCAGCAGCAAAGACCUUAAGCUGGAUGCUCCCCUGUUUGUGACCUGGUUCCAGUGCGUCGUUACUGUUCUGCUGUGUGCUCUGCUCAGCGUUUUUGGACAAAUAUUUCCAGGAAAAGUCAACUUCCCACCUUUUGUGAUCGACCUUAAACUAUGCAGAGCAACGCUGCCACUGUCGAUCAUCUUCGUCUGUAUGAUCUCCUUCAACAAUCUCUGUCUGAAGUUUGUUGGUGUGGCCUUCUACUACGUGGGCCGCUCUCUCACUACCGUGUUUAAUGUGAUAUUUUCCUACUUUCUGCUGAAGCAGACAACGUCAGUGAAGGCGCUGAUAUGCUGUGGCGUCAUCAUUUCCGGUUUCUUCCUUGGGGUGGAUCAGGAGAAGGUGUCAGGGUCGCUAUCUUUAACGGGUAUCUUCUUCGGCAUUAUGGCGAGUGCCAGCGUAGCUCUCAACUCCAUCUACGUGAAGAAAGUACUCCCCCUGGUGGACAACAACAUCUGGCGCAUCACCCUCUACAACAACAUCAACGCAAGCGUGCUGUUCCUCCCACUCAUGCUGGUGACAGGGGAAUUCAAGGAGGUCAUGUCUUUCCCGAAGAUUGGGGACUUCCACUUCUGGAACAUGAUGAUCGUCAGUGGUAUUUUCGGCUUCGCCAUCGGCUACGUGACCGGCAUGCAGAUUCAGUUGACGUCACCGCUGACCCACAACAUCUCCGGCACUGCCAAGGCGUGUGCUCAGACAGUGAUCGCAUGUGUGUAUUACCAAGACAUUAAGCCCGCACUUUGGUGGCUGAGCAAUGCGGUCGUCCUCGGCGGUUCGACAGGCUACACGGAGGUUAAACGACGGGAAAUGAAACUAAAGCAUGCAGAAGAAGCCAAGUUAAAAGAAUUACAAGAAGCUUCCAGUGACGAGAAGGCACCAUUACAAGCAUAAUAAUGUGGUGGUGUUCAUACAGGGUUAUUAUAAUGCAUUGCUUCAUGCAUGGGAUGUGUAUAUUUAUAUGAUUUCCAUCUUGCAUCAUCAUCCGAGGCUGCAGAAUGGCUGGGCCAUAAAUGUUUUGUGACAAUCUCAUUAAACUCAUAUCUUAGUUCUCGCUACUGCUAAUCGAAGAUCUGAGGACAUUCCAUUAUGGGUCAUGUCAGAAGUCGCUUAACAGAUCAGGAAAGUGACAGUUGGAAUAUGUUUUCUGGUCAUGCAUCCUCAAAAAGGUUAACAAGGGGUAUUCCAAAUGACAAAUACAGGCUGUACGAAUGAUUCCGUCUUUCUGUCCAUCCCUCGCCUCAGUGGGAUAAACAUUGAAAUGGAAGAAACUUUUCAUAUCCCAUGAAAAAUACUGCCAUCUGUUAGACAUUCCUGAAUUUUCUUUAGUUCAGUUUUAAAAUUUUGUAUGAAGAACUUUGUCAAACUUUUUUUCAAAGCAUAAUCUGGAAUCAAGGUUGCCAGUUUGAAACUACAAUGUAGUUCUGUUUAACUUUGGAAAGCUGCUUUCUGAUUGGCCUAGGUUGACUUCUUGUUAGGCACUUCAUUGACUGGUCAAAGUUCGCGAAAGGUCGUUCUGGCCUGACCUGUAAUGGGAUGUCUUCAGAUCUUUGUUUAGCAGAAGUGAGAACUAAUAUCUGAUUUGAAUGAGAUUGAUGUUUGUGAUAAUCCGAAUGAAAUUGGAUUUGAAUUUACAAAUAUUUGGGGUAUGACUACCUACUUGUUACAUUGUGUAUAUUUAGCAUGGGAACAGCUUUGUUUGAUCUCUGAACUGUGAUGUCAGGAUGGAAUUUAAUCAGUGGUAACGACAAGCAUCAUCACUACUUCAUGGGCUUCUAUACUCUAUGUGGGGGCACGGGUGGCCCAGUCUAAGGCGCCGCGAUUCGCUGUGCAGAGUUGCGUCCCUUGGGCAUGCCAGAAACCUGUGUUUGUGGGUUCGAAUCCUGGUUCACCCAAAUUAUGUUUCUAGG